Messenger RNA from Oncorhynchus mykiss (rainbow trout), 2382 nucleotides. Its product is annotated as protein mono-ADP-ribosyltransferase PARP11. The record is from RefSeq and is a predicted model, not a curated record. NCBI's taxonomy places the organism in Eukaryota, Metazoa, Chordata, Actinopteri, Salmoniformes, Salmonidae. Gene Ontology annotation, cellular component: nucleus. Gene Ontology annotation, molecular function: NAD+ poly-ADP-ribosyltransferase activity.
UGUCUGGAAUGCACUGAAGUAGGAACUCGGGGAGAUGUCAUUAAUGAUUCUAGGAAAAUUUCAUUAUUUUUGUUAUUAACUAAAAAGCUAAAUAUGAUUUAAUCUUGUUGUAACAAAUACAUAAGAUACAUUUCAAUUCAAUGAACCAAUUUACGCCUAGAGGUACAUUGUUUUGGAACAUGUUUGUUCCUGACGCGGCAUCAUACCUCAGUGGGAGCGACUUGGAAUUAUGACGUGCUCUGUGACGUUUUUUUUUUGCUACCAGGAAACGAAUGUAAACAUAGCAAUCGGAAGAGAAACGCGAAUGCAUUCGCAUAAUUCUACAAAAAAUCUCUCGAUGCUGGGUGCUAAAUACGAUUUUGCAGCACUGGGCGAAAUGGGGUUAGCUGGAAUAUAUGAUUGCCAAUUCUAGAAAAGGUUUAACGCAGUAGCUAGGACUGAGGCUGGCUAAUCGCUCGAUAAACCGACACACAUCCACUUCGGGGUGCAGAGAAUUUGCAACAAGCUGAUGACAUGUCGGCAGACUGUUCUUCUGCCAACCAGGAAGAACCUAAUGCUGUUGUUGGAAACAUAUUGGUGCAGUUCAUAUAGGUCCAGGCAUGUUUGCCAUAAGGGCACCUGAGGAGGAGUCCUCAGAGAUGGUGGAGGAGAUGGACACGUCAGAGGCUGUCUGGUGCUGGUAUUACCUAGCUGAAUGUGGAGUGUGGCACAUGUUUGAGAUUGAUCCAAGUGCUGCAUGCUCUGUGACCAGUGAGCAGAUAGAACAGAAUUACAGCAGGAAUCAACACGGUGUCAUGGAGUUUUACACCGCCAAGUACACCUACAGACUGGACUUCUCAGUCAUGAAGCAGAUCAAUGUCACAACCGGGAAACAACGGCCAAUCAAACGGGCAUUCCACUCUGCCACUGGCUUUAGGUUCAUUUGUGAUAAUCUGGCCCUGCCGGUGCCCUGCCACUGGGAGAGAAUAAAUACAGACGAGCCUUAUCAGCUCGUCUCAUUGGCCAGAGAUACUUAUGAAUUCAAGGAAGUGGUCAGACUCUAUGAAAGGACCAUGUGUCACCCUAUCAAAUCUAUUCAGAGGAUACAGAACCUGGAUCUGUGGGAGUUCUUUUGCAGGAAAAAACAACAAUUGCGCAAGAUAAAGCGAGUUGUGGACAUUGAGGAGAAAAUGUUAUUUCAUGGCACAGGCCACAGCAACGUGCAGGCUAUAUGCACAUAUAACUUUGACUGGCGGCUAACUGGGAGCCAUGGGGACGUCUAUGGCAGAGGGAGUUAUUUCGCCCGAGACGCCAAGUAUUCUAGCAAAUUCUGCCUUACGACGGGGAAACAUAACUUUGCCUUGCAGAAGCACGGACUAGCUCCGCCGAUAUUUUCAAGCGAGCCUCCAUAUAAGACCAUGUUCCUGGCCAGAGUGCUGGUCGGCGAGUCCACGUUAGGCAAUCCGCUGUUCUGCCGACCGCCAUCCAAGGACAUGAGCUACAGCAACUUCUUUGACAGCUGUGUGGACGACCUCGCCAACCCAAAGAUCUACGUCAUCUUCGACUGCAACCAGAUUUACCCAGAGUAUCUGAUUGAGUUCUACUGACGCCUAUGGGGUGAUCAGGGACGUUAUCACACAAUGUACAGGGGGUGGAUUUUUUUUUACCAGGACGGGAUUGGGAUUCAGAGACAUCAGGGGAGAGGUCGAGAGAGGAGGGACUUAAUGGACGGCCAUGAUGACUUCCCGCUGUUUGAUUCCAGGCCCGACUGGGACUUGGAUCAUAAGAUGUGCCUUAAUGGAUUACUAUGGCAGAACAAGGAAGACCAUACAAGAAGACUAUGUUUCUAUAAAAGCUGUAGAGUUCGUAAAGAGUGGUUUGUCUAUUUACUGUGUUUAGAGACUUGUGGGUCGGAGAGGGCGAGAGGUGGCGUAUUUGAAAAACAGAAAAGUAACUGCACACUGUUUGAGUGUUCCCGAAAUGGAUUAGCAAUGUUUCAAGGCAGGAUCACCUUGUGUUGUCGAAACGUUGCGAAUACGUUUCGGGAGCGUUCUAACAGUGGGCAGGUAUUAUUUUUUUAUUUUCCUUUGACUGUUUGGGUCCAACAUGACCAUAGUCAAACAAAGCUAAAAAGUGCAACACACUUCUAAUGAGGAUGUAGACUGAAUAACUACUUUGGUGACCAGGAUGCAAUAACUCACUAUUACAAGUGAAGUCGCCAACAUAAAGUAAACACAUGUUUGACUUGCCCUACUCCUGUAUACAAGGACCUGAUUUCAUAGAUAGACAUUGAAUAAGUAGGUGUAUCUAAAUGUUUGACUGGUACUGUGUAUAAGGGAUAUAUUCAUUGUAACUGUACAGUAAUCUGCUCUUGUAAUAUUUUCUACAUUGUAGAAUAAUAGU